This is a messenger RNA of Pseudomyrmex gracilis, 9997 nucleotides long. It is a transcript of the gene Glut4EF, whose product is annotated as zinc finger protein 395. Gene Ontology annotation, cellular component: nucleus. Lineage: Eukaryota; Metazoa; Arthropoda; Insecta; Hymenoptera; Formicidae. The record is from RefSeq and is a predicted model, not a curated record. The coding region runs from base 1155 to 2948 and encodes 597 amino acids. The transcript is spliced from 9 exons. Gene Ontology annotation, biological process: regulation of transcription by RNA polymerase II. Gene Ontology annotation, molecular function: RNA polymerase II cis-regulatory region sequence-specific DNA binding; DNA-binding transcription factor activity.
CGCUCAGCUGUGCGUUAUAUGUCGGCUGCCGCGAGUCCCACUUCCGUGCGUAUCGCUGCGAAACGACGACGUAUCACAACUCCAGCUACGGAUUUCCGUCUACUAUUCGCGACGCGCAUCAGUCCUGUAUUAUUAUGCUGUCAGCUAAUACCGUGCGCCGCACGUAUCACCACGAAUUAUCAACAAGCAAGUGCCUCGACGAUGCGGACGGCGUGACGAACGCGGGCGACGGUGCACGCCGCUUUGUUGAUACGUUGAUUUCUGUGUUCAGGCCGCGGAAGCCGCCGCGUCCCAUCAGCGUCUAAGAAAGACAUCCCGCGGACGACAAUCCUCCCCCUCGGUGAAAUCGAAUCGCCACCGCAGGUGGCAGGGUAUAUUGUACGAUCGGUGCGUGUUACAAAGCCGGUCGGUACGAUGACCUAAGACAAAAGAAGAGAGAGAGAGAGAGAGAGAGAGAGAGUGAGUGAGUGAGAGUGAGAGAGAGAGAGAGAGAGAGAGCGAGAGAAAAAAGGAGCAAUACAAAAGCGAAUCUUCAUGGAAGCAAUCACGAUCAGAUGAAGAAGCUCAAUUUAAACGAGAAGUAAAAAUAAAGGGACGCGCGCGAUUGUCGUCCGUCUCUCGUCGUGAGUACAAUACAAAUGUGUGCGUUUAAUUGCGCUGUAAACUUCGAACUUUGUGCACGUGCUUCUCGCCUCGAGAAGUGUGACUGAGAGGAAUUGGUGACUGUGUUCCCUCGGUGCAUUCGUGAAACACGCGUCAUCACGGAGACGACAUCGCAACGACCGCUUGGUUUAUUUUUUUUCUUUUCGAACACUGAUCAGAACAAAGUGUCGCGCGAGUGGACGAAACAGACGUGAAGGCUAAAACCGGAGUGUGUUGUGUGUUGCGAUUCCGCCUCGCGGUGUCUUUCAUUACCGAGAAGUGCGGUCGCGGGAAUUUCCACGCGACGACGGGAGUAACGACGACUCCUCGGUUAGGUAGCGAAAAAAUAGUUAGUACGGCGCGAUUUUGUGUGAUAUCUCUGAGAGUGUGAGGCGCGCGCGGGAACGAGAGUGGCGAUUUAACAAGAUCUCUACGUUUGUGAAACACACAGAGAGCGAACACACACACACCGGUCGAAAACGAUCGCGUUUUUUCCACAGAAAUUGCGAAUAAUGUCGACGGGCAAGCGGCUGGCGAAGCGUAGCAUAAUCGGCACCAGAGUGUGCGCUCCCGGCGAAGACGGGAAGUAUUACGGCGGUGCCAUUUACGCCGUGAAGACGCCGCAGACCGCGUCGUCGGGCCAGACCGUCACACCGAAGACACUGUACUCCGUGCGCUUCGACGUCGCGCCGGGCGGAUGCCCGCCAAGCCCCAGCACCGAGUACUCGGACCGUGACCUUAUCGGUCCCGGCUUCGGAUCCGUCACCAGCGCGCGAUUGGUACCCGGUCAGAAGGUGUAUCUCACGUACAACGGCCGAGAGAUCCACGCGGAGGUUACGGAGCACCGCCAGCACCUCGACGAAGUGGACGUGGUCAUUGCCCCGAACGGGCAGGAGACGUUUAACCGCGGACCGUACAAACGGAACAUGGAAGGAAGGAGGAAGCGACGUCGGAUGCAAGAGUUUGAACGAGGAGCGAAGGGUACGAUGAGCUUAACUAAACGCAUAGACGAGAUCAGAUUGCUCGAAUCACGCAAGAGCGCCCGACUGGCCGAUCAGGACACAGAUUUCGCCAGACUUGCCGAUAUGGCUGGCGAUCGUAAGCGAGCGUCCUCUCACUCUAUCGACGUGCCACAUGUAAUGGCAUCAAGGAAACGACGACCAAGCUCGAACAAUGAUUCCGAACGAACGUACAGCGGUUGGGGCGACAGGAUGCUCUCCUGUGGACGUGAGGGUUGUCGCAGCAACGAGCACGGUGAUUGCAUGGACGAAUGCGCUGCCGCCUUAGUGUUAAUGUCACUCUCAUGCUCACCUCAUAGUCCUCACAACACCCCGCAACUGCACUGCCAAUAUAAUUACGGUUCAUGGGGAAGUCGUGGAGGCGGAGGCGGCAGCAUGAUUGCCGGCUCACCGGGUGUCGGCGGCAUGUCAAACAGUAGCAGCAGCAGUGGGGCUUCCUGGAGAAGCGGCACCCCGAGUCCGCCCCUCAGUGAAGAGGGUGUGCCAACCAGGAGUUCUCCUUGUCCGGCAUCCUCGCAUCCUUCGCACAAUCAACCGCACUAUCCGUACAAUGCGUCUGGCUCAUCGUCGAGCAGUACUCCGGGUUCGACCACGUUGGACGAGGGAAUAGUGCCCGACUACAUCGAAGAGCAGCACCCCCGUAAGAAGAUACGGGCGAAAGUCAACCAGGAUCCAAUCGAAUCGGAACCAGGCGCUUGCGCGACUUUCGAAAGCGAACAGGCAAACGCGGCAGUGGUCUUCAAGUGCACUUGGCCGGGCUGUCUUGAAAUCAGAGCAACCGUCACGCUUAUUGAAGAACAUGUGCGGCAGUCACAUCUGGGUCCAAAGGAGUCCAAGGACGAGGACUACAUGUCUGUUAACGAAGAGGAAUUCUAUUAUCAAGAAGUUGCCGUGGAUCACAUGAGUUCACCGCCGACAAUGUCCCACCGGGACAUGGCAAGACCGCCGCACGAGGAUCCGGAAUAUCAGAAGCAGCUUCGUCUGGAAGCAACUCCUAUCACAAGCAACAACUACAUGGAGAACGUAAUGGUCAAUGUCAGAGAAAGCAGCACAUUUACGAUCUCACCGUCACCAAGUACACCCAACAAACACAUCAAACUGUCUCCUCGACCAAUUCAAGCGUGUCAGCAACAAAGUAUCACAGCAUCUACGGGGAAGCCGUCCUCGCCGCGGCGAACGCGCAGCGAUGUCAAGAAGUGUCGCAAGAUCUACGGCAUGGAUGCACGCGACCUAUGGUGCACCCAAUGCAGGUGGAAGAAAGCCUGCACUCGUUUCUGCAGCGAAUAGGCCAAGCGUCCGCCCCGUUCGUACGUCCGUGGGCGGAAACCCUUGUCAAGUCGACCCCAAAGUUUGCCAAUGCUACGUUGAACAUUAGCGCCAACUGCCAAAUGCCAAUCAUCAUCGGAGAAACGGCGUCGUAAAGACUCACACUCGGAAUAUGCACAAAAUCGUCGGUCAUCGCUGCCCGUAAUACGAAAGGAAUGUUUUAUGAUAGAAUGAGGAAUUGUCCUUGUAUUGUCUGUAUUCCUUUCAUAAAGAAAUAACAAGCGAGAAAUUCGCGUGAAAGCAGCGUCUCUUUUUUCGUUAGUUCUCGUUGUUUAUGCAAAGAGAUCAAGAUCUAUGCAGAUUGAUCCAGACGACGAGUCGAUCAACGUGAAUUUAAAAAGAAAACAAUGAUGGUUAGCAGGUGAUUCUAAAGAGCCAAUAGUCAUAUGCGAUAUAAUACCUUUCUCCCAGUCUAUAUUACUCAUAGACGAGGUUACGACGGAAGGUUUAUCUAAACCGAUUUCCGCCCGUUCGUAUUUUGCACUUGGCAAACUCCCAAAUUGGGUCCCCUAAUCUAUCUUACGCGUAUCGAGAGACAUUUCGAUUAGCCGGUAGCGAAUAAACUGGCGUGCGAAGCGAGGUGACCUUAGACUGUUACAUUUUUCGCAUUCGGUAAUGAGCGUAAAACACACACACAUACACACCUCGCUUCCGCGUGAAUUCGCAAAAAAAAAUCUUUUUAUUUGAUCCGAAACACGCACUCGCACUCGGAGCGGACACGCAUGUCCUUCGAAAUGCUGGUUCCCGAACCGUCUCUUAGGUCAUUGCAAUAGGUCUUUCUUCUUCCGCUAAGAGCGCGAAUGUGAUGCGCUCUUGAUAAUGACAGAAUUAAGAAAAGGUUGUCGUCGUUAUCCUCAGGGACGACGCCGUAUCUGUCCGGUCCCUGAGGAAUAAAUGAUCGAAUCUAAGAAGCGCGAAAGGAAGAGCGGCGUGUAUUGACGCCCGGUCCAAUCGAUUACGUUCAUAUAAGAAAAUGGACAUGUUAGAAAGUCUUGCGUAGACCGCUAUUAAAUGUGAUAUUGUAUCUAAAAUUUAUCGGAUCUAUUGUGGUUCUAUCUCUCUCGAACAGGGAAACACAUGUGAAGGUAGACGAAAAAGCGUGAGGGAAUAAGAAAUGAAAAAAAAAAAGAAACCAAAAUUUUAUACACCAAUUAUACUGCCAGAUAAAUAAUUCAAAAAAAAAAAAAAUUGUUGUUCAAAAUACCUCUCUUACGCGUUAGAGAGGCAUUAUAUGUUGCACGGCAUGCGUCGCGCCGUAUAAUAAUAUGUACCGGGCUUAGCCUUGUUAGCCUUCAAACGACCUAAGAUCGUAUUCGCCAACAGAGGAGCUGCGCAUAAAUUGGAGUAGGCUACGUAGUUGAAUCGAUCGAUCUUACUAAGAUCUAGCAAGAGUCUCACACAUAACACGGCCGCCACUGUACUAUGUUAUGUCGUCACGCUACAACAUACCAUCUCACCACCAUACAACGCUACACACAUACACACAUACGUAGACAUAUACAAAUUGCGCGCGAAAAGAACGAUGACAUCACAUUUGUAUGGUCUACGUCACUUCUUUAUACUCCUUUCUCGCUUUGGAUCGUUUGCGGGACAAUUUCUUUAUUUUUGAAUCGAUUAUGUUAAAGUACGUUUUGAUCUCGAUCAUAAUUUUAAUGUAGCAAUAACGGACGAAUACUUUGACAAAAAUUUUAUACCUUGACGAAGGCAAAAAUGUUUCGCACCAAGUCGUAAAGAAUGAUAAAAAUCUUUUAAGGAUUUAUGCUUCAUCGUUGCAGUCACUUCAGAUUAUGAACAAUUGUAUUUAGAUAGAAUAGAUUUAAAAAAUACAAGUUUUCUUUAUUUCAUUAUAACUAAUUCUAGAAUAUACACGUGGAGUCUCUGUCAGAGCCUCAUAUGUGUGUAUCUAAAAUAGUUUAUGUAGCGGCAAAUAUUUCCAAAUCAUUGUGCAGAAAUCAUAUUUGAACCAUUAUUCCAAAUUCAUUGUUCGUUUGGACACGGCCGGACCUUUUAUUUAUUUUCAAUUAGCUUACUCCUCGACUGCUUGCAAAAUAAUUUUUCUUUGACUGCAAAAAAUUUGUAAGAUUACGUCGAUGCGUCGACAUUAUCGUGAGAACAUGUCGAGUAUUAUCGCCGCUGCCGGCGCUACCGUGUUCCGCGAUCGCGUCUUUAUUGCAAGCUGCAACUUGUUUUAAUUUAUCUCAAUUAUCUCAAUAUAAUCUGUCAAAUGUAAUACUUUUAUUCAAUUUUCAAGAGUUUUUCUCUCAAUUGUACGAAUAAAAAUAAAAGAAAAUAUAGUAAAAAUGCAAGAUAUUUUUUUUUACACAUUUUUUUAGCAGUGUUGAAAAUUGACUCAAUUUUAUCUACUUAAAUAAUUUAUAAUUGUUUUUGGAACUUACAUCGAAUAACAUCUAUAUCAAGUGUAAAUGAAAUAUUAAGUAUUUAUGACGUAAGUCGUCAUUUAUUUAUCUUAAUUUACAUACAAAACUUUUCAAGUUGUGACUGCAUAAUCUAAUAUGACUGCAGUGAUGUAAUCAGGAAUGUUAACGUUUUUUUAAUGCAAUAAAUGACGAAGAUGUUGAUUUGGUGGAAGAAAAUCAGUGAGACGUCGCCAACAUGUACUAUAUUGUAAAAGUACUAUAAAAGAAAACGACACUCACUUAAAAGUUUCUUCCAAUUUCCCCGAAAAAAAAAAGAAUGUUUAUAAUUUAGUCUAAUUAUCUAUAUAUAUUUAGUAUAUAUCAAUUACUUUGUACAUUUAUGUCUUGUAUAUUACGUGUAUUAUCUCUUGUAUAAUACAUCUCUCAUUUUAUAUAAUUAUUGAUGAAUUCAGUACGUAGUAAGAAUUAAUAUAUUUUAAUGUUGUUUUAUUGAUAAUAACGUCACGGGAUUCAGAUUUUAUUAGCAUAAUAAAAUGUCAAUUACAAAAUACGUUAAUCAAGUUACGAUUCGAGAAAAAAAACGAAAAACUAUUAACUUCGUGCGAGAUAUGUCAAUCAUUUUAAGUUGCGUUCGAAAAAGUAAAGACAUCUCUUGUUGUCAGUAUUUCCCGACUUUUUAUCAAUAAAAAUUUUUAUCUGUAAUUAAAAUCAAAUCGCGAUUGUUUUAAAAAAAAUUAUCGAGCGCAGCGAUUCUUACUACUUGACGUAAUGUUGUCGUCGCACAGAAAAUUUAAAUUUGUUUCUUCCAUUAUGAAUUUGAACGCUGAUAAUUGUUUAAGAUAUGGCUGACGAUAGGCGCGGUAUCGAAUUAUGUAUUUGAAACAUCAUCGUGUGUUAGAUUUUAUGAAAUUAAAUAUAAUACUUACACACAAGUAUUAUAUCGUUGAAAAAUAGUGAGUGUUGACAUGUUGAAUGCAUUCAAUUUUUAUACAGACAGUAUAAUAGAUAAUCACGAUAAUGUAGAAGAUCAUUGACAAAAUAAUUGCAAACUGAACGGUUAAAAAGUACAGAUAGCAUAGAAAAUAAUUGCCGUCCAUGCAGAUUCCUUCCCCUGCGAUCAAAAUUGUUAUAUUCUCGAUAUAAAUGUUAUAUCGACACACAAUAUACCAAGGACAAUAUCUAAACGGAAACUAUUAGAGAGUGAUAUUAUUAUUUAAUACUUAGUUAUUAACAUGACUCUUCUGUCGUGAUUUUAUUCUAUGCCGUCUGUACACGCAUGCAGUAAAUAUAACGUAUUAAAAAUAACAAAGUGUGCGGCGGUAACAUUGAAACAUAUAAAAGUCAAAAAUUACUUUUUAACGUUUUUCUACGUACACACACAUACACACACACACACACAAGUUUUUUAUUAUAAAAUAUUUUUUUAUAAUUAUUUCAAGAUCAUAUUAUUUUUAACAAAAUUUUUAGUUACAUUUUUCCCUUAAUAGAGUGCGUGAUGUGUUUUACGAGAUAUUGAUCUAAUCUUUCUUCGAAGGUCGCUAGUUUCUUAUUUAUUUUUGAACACUUAGUGUCGUGUAUGUACCGCUUUUCUUAACGUUAGCAGCACUUUCGAGUUAAAUACAACAUCAAUUGUAUGUACAAACUCUACAGCUCGAAAGUUGUGUCUAAUAAUCUAAUAAGCGAAUGUGGAAGAGAGAGAUUAAAUAUACAUAUAUAGGAUUAUAUACAUAUAUGUGUAUAUAUAUGUAUGUAUAUAUAUAUGUAUAUAUAUAUAUAUCUGAAUGCGUUUGGCUCACACACAGAAAAAUUGCUAACUUUAGACGUGAAGACAUACAAGAUGCUGAGUAUACAUGAAAGCAAAAAAUGAAAACUUUUAUGACUAUUUCUGGACUGUACCAUUAGCGUAAAAAUGCUGAUCACCGUUCUACGAAACUUGCACAGAAAAUGGUAGUUGUCAAAGCUAAAUAUAUAAGCUGCAAUAAACAUUUACGAAACAGAUUAGAUUUUUAUAAUUAUUUAUUUACGUCAUUUGUUAUAUGUCUCCUCGAUGUAUCUCACUAAAAUCAUUGGUCUACAGAUAAUACAACACAAAAUGUAAUAUAUGAUUUAAUUUCUACUAGACUAGAAGUAUAAAAAAAAUUAUACAACAUAUUAUAAAAUGUGAUUUAAAAAACAUUAUUUCUGCGGGGUGUUAUAUAUUAAUGACCAACGUUAUAUUUUCUCUAGAUACAUAAUAUGUGCUUAAAAAUAGUUAAUAAUAAUUUAAAUCGUAAAUUACACAAUAUAUAUGUAUAUAUUUUUUAAUUGAGUUAAUAUUUGAAAAUUACUAUUUCUGAAUGUGUUUUUCAAAUUCAGAAUAUAUAAAACUCUUAAUUUCCGUUACAAUUGAUGUUUAUCUUUAUUAUGUAUUUUUAUUGUUGCCUAUGUUCUUAUAAGUUUAGUAAUUUUUACAAUUUCUUGUUUACACGUUAAUUAAUUCGACAUCUUAUAUGCACAACUUUGACAGCUACCAUAACGGCUUUCCCAAGUUCCGCAGACAAUGUGAUUCGUAUUCUCAUACUAGAAGAAAUGUUGCAUUCUCAAUCGUUUUGCCCCCAACUAUAUUUAAGCGAACGUUAGGAAAAACGAUAAAACGAGACUCAAUCGCCAAUCGUAAUUAUUCGUAAGAUAAACAAUACAAAUCGACUUACAUUUCGCGAUAACAAUAAUGAUAAUAAUAAUAAUAAUAAUAAUUCAGCUUAUUCGCUGAUUGUUUAAACUUCCGACUCUCCGUUAUGAUGCGGCGCGGUGGUGCGAGAUCGCGCGACUGUCAUCAUGCGCAUUGCAAUAAAAUCUCGAUAAUCACAUAGAAAACUCGUAUAAAUUUAUUGUUGAUCCUAUUGUGCACAAUGACACGAGCCGACAGAUCGCACAACAAGUGCUAAGAACGCAAGUUUCGUGUGUCGAAACGAAAUGUCGCGACGGAAAAGAAUUUUGGCAAUUAUCUAAAACGUGGAACAUGGCACUUUUGCGAGCGUAACAACAAGUACAAGCUUAUUAACUGUGCCAUUAUUACGUAUGCCAAAUAUUCUCCACUUACCCUCACCGUGUAAUAGAAACAAGCGAGAAAGGAAGAAACUCCUCUUCCGCGACGGGGAAGACGAGAUUCCACAAGCGUGUGAAGAAAGCGAGUGGGAAAAGUGCGAACAGACAAGAUUCAUAAACAUUUGUAUAAACGGAAAAGCUUUACAGAUUAUAAAAAGAUAUACCUCAGGUUUAUUUCAUACAAACGUACAGCUUAUAUAGCUCGUUGUCCCGCUCUAAGCGAUAAAACCAAUCGGGAUAAUACAUUUUUUGUAUCGUUCCAUUACACGAAUCACCACGUUAAUUAAUCGCUUCGACUUGGACGACCGACUGAUCAACAUUGAACGUUACAAAGUAAUAUGUAUUUCUCGCAAUGUCGAUGUCAAUAUUACUUAGUCUAAUCUCGCAACGAAAGUGUGUUUGUUGCGACGGUUCGGGACACUUGUUGUAACAUACAUAUAGAGAAUGCAUCGCAGUUUUGUUUUGUUUAUUUCUUUUUUUGUUUUUAACGGCAGCCUGAAAGUUUUCGAGAUCGCGCGUCGUUGUCGUCGUCGUCGUCGUCGUCGUCGGCAUAUCUCUGCUAUGCAGCCUAUAAAACUAAAUAUUAACUGUCGGAAAUGAAGUCCCGUCACCCCAUUUCAGGCACGAAAUCGUAAUGUGGACAUUGGCGUCGCUCACCGAGAUGUUACGGUCGAUGUGUAAACGAGUUUUACGUUUGGAGUACGUCGAAUGUUGUUAAGCUCUCAAUGCAUCUCUUUCAAAAGAGCCAAGCCAAACUGCACACAUUUGCGGCAAUCCGACGAAUUCCGCAAAAUCAGAUUAAAAGCCGAAACUUUCGAUCGAUUCGACUUAUACGAGUAGUAUCGGCAAGAGAUUCGUGUCCCUUUUUUCAGAGGGCACCCAAACACACGGAAAACACGAUGAUCGCUCCUCGGGGUUAAAAUCAUAUAUAUAUAUUAUAUAUACAAAGCUCUGCCCAGCGCGUUCGCCGAGAUAACCGAAAGAAGGAUUACGUUGCGGAUUCGAAGCUAAUGGCCGGGAUUAUCAUACCAAAACGAUCUCAUAUCGAUUUAAUGAAGUGUAAUUUUCACCAGUAUGUACGGACGAGCGGGGUUGAUGUGUACUUCAGAUUAUGGAGUAACACGGGAGGAAAACGUCACGUCAGAAAAAAAAACUUACAAAUUUUUGAACAAAAUCAAGAAUAUAUUUGACCAAAUGAGAAAUUGCAUCUGUAAUAAAAAAAAAAAAAAAGAAUUAAUCGAAACUUCAUUCUCGAUUUUUUAACCAAUAGUUUACAUUUGAAUGAACAAAAAAUAAGAAGACAUGUUCCAAUUUGCCUGUGUUGUCUUUGCCCGCAGGUUCGGGAGAAGACACCGCAGAGACGGUUGUAAAUAAUGUGCAAUGUCUCGCAGAGCUCUGUUUGGCAAUUUGCACAACAUAGCGAAACAUGUGAUCAAGCGAACAUCUACUCUUCAACAUAUUUACAAUUUUUUUAAAACGUUCAAAGUUACGUCGAAACUAGCACGUGAAAAUGACUACAUUACAUUAUUUAGUAAAAAAAAAAAAAAA